Molecule: messenger RNA, 723 nt
Organism: Chironomus riparius
Lineage: Eukaryota; Metazoa; Arthropoda; Insecta; Diptera; Chironomidae
Source: the annotation of a GenBank genome assembly
AUGACUGUAGCUGAAUUUUUCGGAUGUGCAUUCCUCGCCUUUGGAACUCCACUUGCUAUGUUUUGCUUCACAAUCAGUGAUUCUCCAAUUAAAAUAAUUUUAUUAAUAUUUUCAUCAUUUUUGUGGCUGCUGGCACUGUUGAUCUCUUCAUUUAUUUGGUUCAUAUUUAUUCCACUACGAGACUAUCUCAUCUUUGGGGUUCUGGUGUCGGUGCUUAUUCAGGAAGGAUUCCGGUACAUUGUCUACAAACUCCUAGACAAGACUAGUGCUGGACUCGAGGAACUAGCUGGAAACUCACUUGUUACUCACAACAAGCCAGUCUUGGCUUAUGUCUCUGGAUUAGGCUUUGGAAUCAUUUCUGGACUUUUUCAAAGCUUAAAUAUUCUCGCAGAUGCUGGCAGUGGACCUGGAACUGUUGGAUUAAAAAGUGGAAGUGACUUUUUCUUCAUCACAAGUGCUACUUUUGCACUGUGCAUUGUCCUCCUUCAUACAUUCUGGAAUGUGAUUUUCUUUAAUGGAAUUCAUCAUCACAAUAAGAUUAACAUCAUUUAUGUUGUAUUAAGUCACUUGAUCUUUUCAUGUAUAACACUUUUGAAUUCUUAUCAGCUUUAUGGAUUGACACUGACUUUAUCCAUUGCUAAUGUGAUUAUUACUAUGCUGAUUGCAUUUAAGACUGUUGGAGGCUCUGUGAUGAAGUUGAAGCAAUGCAUUGCUUGUCAGUGA